UAUGGCAACGAUUUUAAAGACGUUAGCUUAUGAGGAAAUAGCCAAAGAUCCAUUGGCGCUUUUACUUAAAAGUUAUAAAACAUCAAUUAAACUACCAAUUAAAAUAUCAGAAGAAUUAUUACAUUAUAUUAAUGAACGUGAUCUAGGUAUAACGGAAAAUCAUUUGAGAAUAUUCAAAAUAAUUGAUUGCCAAUUCACAAGGAUAAUCUUACAAGGAAACAAAUUAAUUGAUUACAAUUGCUUUGAAUUAUUUCAAGGAAAACAUAUUGAAAGUUUAGAAAUAGAUAAUUUAGCUUGUAGUAAUUUCAAGUGGCUUGAAUAUAUCGAAUCGAAUCAUUUAAAAGCUCUGAAGAUAAGUCGAGGAAAAGUUGCCUUAGCAACAAUGUAUAACGAUACUUUUCUUAGUAGACACAUUGUACACUUAAAAAAUAUCGUUGAUUUGAAUGUAUCUUGGUGUUAUAUAACAAAUGAAAGUCUUAAUGAUUUUGCAUUGAAUUUAAUCAAUCUUGAAACGUUGAACUUAUCGUUUAAUAAUGUAAACAAUUUUGCGCCUCUAUCCAAAUUGAAAAAACUACAUACCUUGGACUGUUCAAUGAAGAUUAGCUUCUGGUCAUGUGAUACUUUCUCGUCUCUCUUAACCUUAGAGAACAUUAAAAAGAUGAUUGUUUCCACUGAAGUAUCCGGAUCGCAUGAUUUAGAAUUGGAUGAUUUCUUGAAUCAUGCUAAAUACUCCCAAAUAAAGUCUUUAGAUAUACAUGGUUAUUUUAUUAAAGAUGAAGGGAACUUAGUGUAA
Molecule: messenger RNA, 793 nt
Organism: Dimorphilus gyrociliatus
Lineage: Eukaryota; Metazoa; Annelida; Polychaeta; Dinophilidae
Source: the annotation of a GenBank genome assembly